GUUUACAUCUUUCAGUGCGUUAUAGUUAGUCAUUCGUACAAAUUUACACCCAUGGCGUUAGCACGUUUACACAUGCUCAAAUGCACUGUUUUGCCUGUUGGCAAGGUGAUCUCUUUAGCAGUCGCUCGAGUUUGUUUAGUUGAAAUUCAAACAGCGCUUUCAAAACAAACUGCGUGUGCGGCGGAAGCCUUUGCUCUGUACGUGCAGAAAAAUGAACGCUUAGUUGCUUUGACGUCGGAGAUUGGAAAUCAAGAUUCGGUUUAUGCACUGCUGCGCUGCCGUGGUGGCGGCAAAGGUGGCUUUCGGAAGCAGUUGGAGAAGAAGGGUCGUGAGUUUGCGCGGGCAAAGAUGAAAGAGAAGCGGAACAGCGUCAAAGGGGAAACGAAGAAAGAAGCCACCGGUGUCGUGAAGAGGAAGGAGCACACAGUAACGGCAAAGUUACCGAAGGCGGAAACGAGUACAACAAGAGCUCUGGUAAAACAGGGGCUUGCGUUUGUGAUGGAUUCUUACCAAAAAGGCGCGUCCGCCAGUUGA
Molecule: messenger RNA, 534 nt
Organism: Leptomonas pyrrhocoris
Lineage: Eukaryota; Euglenozoa; Kinetoplastea; Trypanosomatida; Trypanosomatidae
Exons: 1
Coding region: 52-534 (160 amino acids)
Source: RefSeq, a predicted model, not a curated record